Penicillium digitatum Pd1 is the source of this 654-nucleotide messenger RNA. Its product is annotated as Acyl-CoA N-acyltransferase. Lineage: Eukaryota; Fungi; Ascomycota; Eurotiomycetes; Eurotiales; Aspergillaceae. The record is from RefSeq and is a predicted model, not a curated record. Gene Ontology annotation, molecular function: acyltransferase activity, transferring groups other than amino-acyl groups.
AUGAGGCUCAUCGAAUAUGCCACCGAGGUCGAUGGACCAGGACUUGCCAAAGUCAACGUCCAAAGCUUCCAAGGCCGCCGUCUCCUCGAAGAACUUUUCCCGGAGGCCAGCUUCACCAGGAUGCAGGAAUACAAAAUUCUCGUGGGAAUGAAACAUCUUGCCAACCCCAAUAUGCAUGUCCUCAAAAUCCAUGAUCCAGUCAGUGGGGAGCUGGCGACCUACAGCCGUUGGCAUUUUCCAGCAUCAUUUGGCCCGAGCCUGGUUACUUUAAGUGAAAAGGCGGCCUCUUUGGCCAAGGACCCCAUUCCACAUGCACCCCGACCAAUGAAUGAGGAGGUUUUGAAUGCCUUUAAGAAGCUCCUAGGGGAUGGUCGGAAGCGAUACACUACAGAGCACGACAUCAUCCUCGAUCUGCUAGCAACCCUACCAAAACAUCAAGGGAGAGGUUUUGGCUCCGCUGUCUUGAAAUGGGGCAUGGAAAAGGCAGAUGCCUCCCAGUCGCGCAUCUUCCUCGAAGGUACCCCGGAAGGAGUCCCCAUCUACCUCAAGCACGGGUGGAAGGUAAAAGAGGAGGUGACUAUGGAUUAUACACGAUUCGGUGGUGUUGGGAAAGAGUCCUUUUUCCUGAUGAUGAGGGAUCCAGUUUCACCAUAA